Messenger RNA from Capsella rubella, 348 nucleotides. RefSeq lists its product as uncharacterized. Bases 1 to 348 code for a protein of 115 amino acids. The transcript has a single exon. Lineage: Eukaryota; Viridiplantae; Streptophyta; Magnoliopsida; Brassicales; Brassicaceae. The record is from RefSeq and is a predicted model, not a curated record.
AUGGAGUUUGCGCUUGACAAGGCUUUGAAGGAGAUGUCUUUGGAUGAAGAGGAACCGAUUGUGUUGAGAAACUUACCACAGUUUAGUUCGUGUGAACGGAAUGAACAAAGUAUCAUCGGCCGUCUUCUGUGCCCGGAAAACCAGAAGAUGUCGAGUUUGAUUCAUGAGAUGCCUCGGAUUUGGCGAGUGUAUAACAGGGCAAGGGGUAUUGCACUUCCGAAUGAUAGGUUCCAGUUCAUCUUUGAUUCGGAGAGAGAGAUGCUCACAAUUCUGGAAGCUGGAGCUUGGACGUUUAAUGAUUGGAGCAUGACUUUGGAGAGAUGGGUGGAAAAGCCACCAGCAGAUUAA